Molecule: messenger RNA, 3218 nt
Organism: Capsicum annuum
Lineage: Eukaryota; Viridiplantae; Streptophyta; Magnoliopsida; Solanales; Solanaceae
Product: protein WHAT'S THIS FACTOR 9, mitochondrial
Exons: 2
Coding region: 695-1924 (409 amino acids)
Molecular function (GO): RNA binding
Source: RefSeq, a predicted model, not a curated record
GUUUGUGUCUUUUGGUUGGUUUUUGAGCUAAAAUUGAUGAUUUUGGACUUUUUAUGAAUUUUUGUGAAGUGGGGUUCUGUUACUUGGUAAAAUAAGUAUAUAAUCAUUGAUGAAUUUUGUGAUAUUAUAUUGGAAAAUUCUUGGAUUAUGUACUAUAGCUUAUUGUAUGCAAUAGUAGAUCUUGUUGCAUAAAGUUUGUGUCUUUUAGUUGGUUUUUGGGCAUCCAGUUGUUGGUGUUAGAUUUUUUUGUGAAUUCAUGAGCCGGGGGUCUGUCGGAAACAACCUCUCUACUUCAUCUGUGGUAGUGGUAUGGACCGCGUACACUUCCCUCCUCAGACCCCACUUUGUGGGAAUACACUGGGUUCUUUUGUCUUCCGGUGAAUAUACAUACGGGCUGUUCAGCCAUUAUCAUAGUUUCAAGCUCAUCAACUAGAAGGAUAGAUGCAAAAAGGCGGGGCAGCCAGUAUAAUGAAGUGGCCUCCAGUAGUCCAGUGACCAAUAAAGAGCAUUUACCAGCUAUUCCCGAGAGUGUUAGCUUGCCAGAAACUGCAUAGACGAUUGCUGCUUUCAAGCUCCUUUAAUACAUAUUCUUCUUAGUUUUGGGCUCAGAACAUGGGCCAAUAGAAAAGUAUAUAACUCAGUGUGUGUUUAUUUUCAAUUGAAUAUCAACGCACAUAAACACGUAAAGAAGGUGAUGACAAUGAUUGCCAGGAGAAGCAGGAACUCUGUAUGUCUCUUGCAUGACGUCCUCUUUUCCAGACAGUCACUUACCUGCUCAUACACCCAGAGGCAGACCUAUGUAGAUGUGUACAUGAAAUGGAAAAAAGACUCUUUUUUUGACUCCAUUGACACCAUUCACAGAUCAGUUCAACUCAAGCCGUUAAUUGCUGUUAAGAACUGCAUAGUCUCCUCUUCACCUGAUGAUUAUUGCAUCCCCAUUUCUGCUAUUUCAAAGAAAGGCUUAGAGUUGGGAGUACCCAUUAAGGUUGCCCAGUUCUUAAGGUUGUACCCAUCCGUUUUUGAGGAAUUUACUGGCCCAAACUACAAUUUGCCUUGGUUUAAGCUGACCCAGAGAGCUAUUGAGCUUGAUAGAGAGGAGAGAGAGGUGUAUGUAAAUUCUAAGGAUGAUAUCAUUUUGAGGCUGAAGAAGUUGAUAUUGAUGAGUGGCAGGGAACAGAUGCUUCCUAUAAAGGUAAUUAAGGGUCUACAAUGGUAUUUGGGUUUACCUGACGAACUCUUAAGGAUACCGGAAGACAAUCUUGAUGGGUGUUUCAGAGUUGUAGAACUGGAAGAUGGAUUAAAAGGGCUGGCUGUUAAUGUCGAUGGAAGUGAAAGGUUUUUAUCGGUGAUGCAGAGGAAUGCAAUGAAGAGGGGAGUGUAUACUGGUGUGGAGGGUGAGGCAAUAGAGUUCCCGCUGUAUCCAUCAAAGGGAUUGAGGCUUAAAAGAAAGAUUGCAGACUGGUUUGAUGAGUUUCAGAAGUUUCCAUAUGUUUCACCGUAUGAGGAUUAUUCAGGUUUGGAUCCCAACAGUGAUGUAGCGGAAAAACGAGUGGUGGGUGUGCUUCAUGAGUUGCUUAGUUUAUUUGUUGAGCAUGCUGCAGAAAGGAAGAAGCUUUUGUGUCUUAGGAAACCCUUGGGGUUGCCGCAAAAAGUUCACAAGGCAUUUGAGAGGCAUCCUUAUAUCUUUAAUUUGUCAUUAAUGAACAAGACUUGCACUGCAAUACUAAAAGAAGCUUACUGUGAUAGAGGAGCUAUCGAGGAACAUCCGUUAGCAAAAGUUAGAAAGAAGUACAUCAAUUUGAUGAAGGAGUCGGAGGGUAUACUGAAACGUAGAAGGUUAAACAACAGGCCAAUUGAUCGUGGUAAUUCGAAUAUAAAGGACUUGGAUUGUACGGAUGAUGAGGAAAUGAAAUCGUUAACUUGACUCUGCUCUUACAGCUUGUGCCACUAUUUAAACGAGAUUAUAAACGGAAAGGAAAAGAAAAGUGAAAGAAUUGUUCAAGCAGGAUCUGUCGGCAUUUGGAAUGAAGUGAAAAGACUGCUUAAUCUGUAUAGCUUCAGAGGUGGAUUUUUCGGUCGUUCAUUCUGCAGUUCAUUCAUCCAUUAAGGGAGAUUCCAGUAUGAAGGCGCUGGCCACAGUCAUACGAAGGAAUCGUUAUACUACUAUCAAUGGAACCUGAGAGUCUUGAUCAACGGUAUAUGAUUAGGUCAAGUGAUGUAUUAUUAGCUUGACUACUGUGCCGUCUCUCAUCUCUUCUCUAUGUGACAAGCAUGGCACUAGUAUGUCACAGUGUUGGAUACUUAUCUCUUUGUUUUUACUCGACAUAUAAUUGCCAUUCCAUGUGACCUCUUAACUUUUUUCUCAGUUUCAUGCUUUGUAUUGUUGCUUCUUCACGUGUACCUUCCCACCUAACUAUGUCAUUGCUUUUGCACGGUUUUCUCAAUUUUGAAAAUAUUGAAGUGGGAGCAUGCUCAUCGAGUCUGCUCUUUCAAGCACCCAACAUGAAACUAAAAAUGUCCUUGUUAAUGCCGUCAUGUUUAAGUCAGUCAGCCAAUGCUUUGUCUUGGUUCCGAGUUUACUGUGGGUUGUUCAUACUUGUGAUUAUCAUUACAGUCCCCUAUCGCGAACCUUCCUCGUGAUUUUUUGGUGUAGUUCAAAACAGAUAAGCCUCCAUUGCAGACUGCAGAAACUAUGAUGGAUUGGCAUUUCAGAUUCAGAAGAAGUUUUUCUGACCGGGAGAUAAAAGAGUUGAUACGAACGCUUCAGCAUCGUCAAAAGCAGCAGUACAGAGCUGACAUGAUAAAGAAACAGCUAUGGGACAAAGACAAAAGCAUCUUUUGGUCAUUGUGGCAGGAAAGAAACAUGUAGAGUUUUUAAAAAUAAGCAUAGAUCACUGCAUGCAAUGAAAUAUAGGGUCUUUUAAUUGUCUCCAUAGUGAGAUAGAUGUAUGAAAUAGAGGUUGUGUGCCUCAUGGUUGUUUUCGUGAUGAAGGAUGCUUUGGAGCAAUUGUAAAGUUGUCUCCGUGUGAUCUAUUUUGUGUCAGGGAUACACCCCCUGUGUAAACAUUCGAUGCUUUGGUGACUGCCUUUUUUUUGUAGUUGUUUUCUCAAUAUUUGUAUGUUCAUUCCAGAGAAUCUGAAGUUGAAGUUCAGCAAAACUAGUGUAUUAUUGGAUAAAACGUUCAAUCUUAUAUUGAUAUAGAGUGCUUUAUCAACAA